Xiphophorus couchianus (Monterrey platyfish) is the source of this 7249-nucleotide messenger RNA. It is a transcript of the gene lrrc32, whose product is annotated as leucine rich repeat containing 32. The record is from RefSeq and is a predicted model, not a curated record. Gene Ontology annotation, molecular function: protein binding; transmembrane signaling receptor activity. Gene Ontology annotation, biological process: immune response; toll-like receptor signaling pathway. NCBI's taxonomy places the organism in Eukaryota, Metazoa, Chordata, Actinopteri, Cyprinodontiformes, Poeciliidae. Gene Ontology annotation, cellular component: membrane.
ACUUAAACUGUCUCAUGGUAUAUCAACAUUAACAUUGCUAUCGGCCGAUGUUAGGCUUUUUUUUUUUUUAGCAUGUGUCGCUUCAAUCGGUAAAACCUGGCCGAUAUUAAUAACUCAUAGUGAUGCAGCAGGAUUCUGAGGUGUUUAACUGAAGCAGAGAUGUCAGCAGUGAUGCUUUUUCUCUGUGUAUCUGGUGAAUCCUUGGUUAAAACAAGUUUGUUCUUCAAUCAUUGAAGCUACUCAAAGUACACAAAAGUUUCACUCAAGAGUAGGGAUACUUCCUAAUGAAAUGACUCAAGUAAAAAAAAUCAUAAUUAAAAAAAACUCCUAAAAGUGCAUUUCUUUCCAAGAAGUUACUCGAGGAAAUCUAACUGGUUACUACCCAGCUGAACAUACAUGUGUGUUUUUGUUUGGUUGUUUUAUAGGGGGCACCACAGAACAUCACAGCUGCAAACCAAUCAGAAUCCAUUUUGAAUAUAUACAUUUUUUGUUCAUAUUUUUCAAUCAGGAAAAGACUUUCAGUUCAGCAUGAUGCCGUGUUGAGGGGUUUGACCGCACCACAAUAUUGGUUCACAUUUUAAAUGUUAUUAAAAGUAGCUAAAACAGGAACUUGAAUACAGUCUCAGCAUAAAUGUUUAGUUUUAGCUUAGGUUUUAUUAGUUGCAGUAGUGGUAACUACAUCCAUUGGGUUUUUUCAUACUUUGGGAAAGUUUUAAGUUUAAAAAGGUCAAAGUCUGGUGAUUAUGUAUACAUCCUUUGAGUAAUGAAUACUCAACAGAAGAUACUAUUUUCAAGAAAUGUAUUUAGUUGUUGUUGAACGACUAACUGAUGCUGGUGUUUCAUUCCAACUAUUGCUGCUGCAAUUUUUGUGGAUUAGCGUAAAUGCUGCCUGGAGGAUUACGGAGCGCUGUAAUUUGCCAACAGCUGACGAAAACUGCUUGUUUGGGGGAAAAAAUUAAUUUCACAUCAGUUUGAAAAGCUAAUAAAUCAAUUCAUAAACACGAAAAUGAAGGAUAUUAUAUCUAUAAUUUCACACGCACAAUAAACACACAUUAUAGUUCCAGUUAGUUGUAGUCUUUCCCCAUUCAUUUCAGUUCUUAUUUAUUUCAGCUAAUGGAAAUGUUUUCUCAAUUUCAGUUUUGGUUAUUUUGUUAGUUUUAGUUAACUAUAAUAACCUUGACGUGAGCUUGUCAUUGAAAUGUAAAAGACGACUUAAAGUCCAGGCGGCCCGACUGUAAAAGCAAAACCAAAACUAAAGAGUAUUAGAUUAGAUUAAAGCUGCUGGUGGAAGCAGAGGGGCUUUUCCAGAGCAGAUGAUUCAUCUGGGGUCAGCUGAGGUGAGGGUUAGGAGGAACGGACAUGGUGGACAUCAGUCAGCACAACUCAGCAGCGAGGCACCUCAAACAAUGGAGCAACUGUGAGUGGAUGGGAGUAACCUGAAUGUCUGUCCACUUAGCUCCACAUCCAUCCAUCUGUCAUCCAUCCAUCUUCAGUGUUCUCUCACAGAUAUUUUUUUCUCAGUGGAAUGUUGAAUUAAAACCUCUCCCGAAAGGCAUCCUAAACAAAUUCACAAGCCACUUCACCGAGGCAGCAGCAGCAGCUCCGGGUUUCCUGCCUUUCUCUAAGUCUGGUUUCAGAUCUCGACAUGCUCAGAAAAGGUUAAAGUAAAGAUACUUUUACUUUCACAUCUUCCUGCUGCUUCAGGCUUUAGGAGAAAUAUUUGUGAUGGUUCUCCUGGUUCCUGAUGGGAGUUUUAAUCACAUUUUCCCAUCAGGGUGAGACAUGCCUUCACUCCUUCGAGACUCUCUUUUUGUACUGUAACCCGUUAGUAUUACAGUGAUCAUUUAUAGUUUGUUUAUAGUGUGGUUUUGGCAGAGAAAAAGCCACAUGACAGCUCCCCCUGACUCCCACAGGCCUGAAAGGGAGUCGGUCUCUCUCUGGGUGGAGACACCAAAACAUCCCCAAAUAAGGACGCCUUUUUUAAAGGAAUGCAAAUAUAUGGAAAGUUGGGAAGGUUCAGUUUCAGCUAAAAUGCCCCAAAUUCCAACUGCAGAGGUCAGAGAAUAGUUUUUUUCUCACUGGGAAACUGGAAAAGUGGGAGUUUAGGGGAUUGUUCAUGGACUUCCCCAGCCCCUUAUAUGGCAGCUUCCCCCCCCCAGGUGGCGGGAGGGUGGAACCGGGCGGCGCUCUCAGAGGGACGCGAUGGCCGGUCGGGUCGGCAGACACGGUCGCCCACAUGCAGAGGCAGGAGUCAGCUGAGAGCCGUUGGUGUGCGGUGCAGGCACCGAGCUGCGAGUGGGUGCGUAAGGAUGUAAAACCAGCGUGGUCAGGAGCCACUGAAAAGAAGAAGAUUAGUCAUCCGCUGAGGACCAUGGCCGCCUUCCAGCUGCUCUUCCCGCUGUGGGCCAGCUGUGUGGCCGCGGCCGCACAUCCUUCCCCACACAUCGCUCCAUGCCAAGUUGUCCAGAUGGAUGUGUUCUGCAGCGAUCUAAGUCUCAGGAGCGCACCACGCGACCUUCCUCAGGGAGUCCAAAUGCUGGAUCUUUCCCGAAACCAGGUUCAAAACCUCUCGUUGGAAACUUUAGGCUUUCACACCGGCCUUCACCAACUGAACCUUCAUUCCAACAAGAUCCACUUCAUCCAGCCAGGACUCUUCAAAGACCUGAAGGAUCUGAGAGUCCUGGAUCUCUCCCGGAAUCACCUGAAUGUUUUCGCACUCUCCAAAAUAAGCGUUGGCCCUCUCGCGGCUGUGGAGUCAUUGGAUCUUUCAAGCAAUGGGUUGUACACGGGUAUGUCAGACUACUUCCUGGCUGAAUCCCCAUCUCUGGCAAACCUUUCACUGGACAGCAACAGCAUCACAAAAAUAGCACAGAACACCUUCAGCGGAUCAUCAUCUUUGAGGAAAAUUAGUCUCCACAACAAUGUCAUCCUGGAGAUAGAAAAUGGAGCUUUCGACUCUUUGGAUCAUCUGACUGAGCUCGAUUUGUCUAAGAAUUCAAUCACCUGCAUCAUAGACUUCAACCUUUACAACUUGGAGGUCCUCAAUCUCAGGAAGAAUAGCAUUGAGUUUUUCCAGAGUGUAAAGUCGGAUAACUCCUUUAAGCUUCGCUCUCUGGAUCUGAGUGAAAACAAAAUGCUUUACUUCCCUCUCCUCCCAGAAAAGAAUGUGCUUGAAUUUCUGAACGUAUCGCGAAACCAUAUUCAGACUCUCAACACCACAGGGCGUGUCCUGAACCUCACAAAUUUGGGUGAUUUAAAAUACCUGGACAUGAGUUACAAUAAACUCAAAAGUUUACCUGAAGUUUUCUUUUCCAACAUGGAAUCACUUGAAGUCCUCAAUGUGAGUAACAACUGUAUCAGCUCGUUUUCUGUCACAUCUAAAGACAUUCUGCACAAGGUGAAGGUCAUCAAUCUAAGCCAUAAUUCUCUACAGAGUUUGACUUUUGGGGAAAACUCCCUUCACUCCCUGAAAAAGCUCUUUUUACAGGGAAAUGAUCUUACUGUCUUAGACCAGCAAAUAUUUCAAAGACUGCCCAGCAUCAAGUACCUGCAGCUGCAGCAGAACAAUCUGCAAAUCUGUAACAGUGAGCAAAACCAACAUGGCUUAAUGCCGAAGGACCAAAACCACCAGGAUCCAAUUGGUUGUGUGUCAUUCUCAUCUGUUUACAACCUGUACUUCCUGUACCUCUCUGAAAAUAAUCUGAGGACCAUUCCUGCAAAGGCGUUUGUGAAAACCCCCCUGAAAUUACUAGACUUGUCCCUAAAUCCAGGAUUAGACAUGCACCAGGACUCCUUGUGUGGCUUGGAGGAUUCACUGGUCCAUCUGCUGCUGAGGGAAAACAACAUGUCAAGCCUAAACACACACCUGACCUCCCUGAAGAGCCUCAAACACGUUGACCUGUCCACCAACCAAUUGAACACCCUACCGACCUGGAACAAAGACUCUGCCAUUGAGUCCUUGAACCUGCAGAACAACAACCUGGUCACCCUAGACCAGUCCACCGUCCUCGCCUUGGAGCGCUCCUUAAAGACCCUUUACAUGGGCUCCAACCCUCUAAGCUGCUGCGACAACCUGGGCUUCCUCCACAUGGUGCAGCACUCCACGAUCGUUGUUCCUGACAUUGAGACCGUGACUUGUGUUCACGAGGAGUCUCCGGAGCCGGUGAACAUUGAGAAGUUGACCCGAGAAAUGUGUCACCAACCAGAUGCCCCAAACUACACGGCGGUUGUCGUGAUAACCUUGUUAGUCGUGAUUAUCCUGCUGGCGCUGCUGGUUAAAUGUUUUCGAUCAAGGAGACGAAAGCGCAGAAGAGGCUUUCAUGCGUAGCAAGACAAUCACAUUCAGAGUCAAAAUGUUCAUGAGACUGUUGAAGGAUUUAAAUGUGAAUGUGUAAUCUGGAGCUUCUCAGAGACUUUAUGGACUAUUUGAAGCUAUGGGUUUAGAUUACAACUACAAAGAGCCAUCACGAGUUGACAAACACAGCUGUCAAUCAGGCACAUCUCCUACAGGAAGUCGUGGUUGUGGAGUACAGCCUAGAUGACAAAAAGACAAGCCAAUGAAGGCCCUAGUUAUUGUUAUAUUUUCUUACAACACAAGGCUGGACUUUUUGACUGAGUUUUAUGUCAGUUUCAUGCAGCUUUGUUUAAGGAACCCAAGGUUUCAGUCCUCCUGUGCUCACUUCUUCAGGACUUUACAUCACAGACCAGAAGCUGUCACCAGCACCAGUGCAGAGCUUUAAAGCCAAUAUUUUUAUGGGUGUUGCUUGAACGAAGAAAAGUCAUCUCUAUGCCUGAAGAAGCAGUGUUAAAUGAUUCUUUUUUUUUGUACCAUUCCUGAUACCUAUUUAUUGAAUGUAGAACCAACACUAAAUCACUUUGCCUAGUCGGUAGCAUCAGGAGACCGGACUGAAGUACUCUUCCGCUGUUGCAAGUCAUAUUUUCAGAAACAUGCUCCGAGGAUCACGGAUGUAAAUUUAUACCAGUCUCUUAUCUAUAUGUGAAGUUUGUUGCAAAACUAAAACUUGCUUUAAAAACUUCAGCAAGCACCAAAAAGUUGGCAUAAAUACAGGAAAUAAUCUAUAAAACCAAAGAAGUAUAGGGGUACAAACCUUUAAAUGUGUGAGUUGGUACAUUUGUUGAGGCUGUAUCCUGGAAUUAUGAUAAAAAUAUUGAAAUUAUCAACUCAUAAAUGCACCAUAAGGGACUUAGAGUAGUACUUAUUUUUGUAAAAGUGGCUUUUCCAGAACUUCUUAGGUUGAAAUGGUCUCAAAUUUCAGGCAUACCACAUUGUCAUUGAUUCCCAAGUUCAUAAGCAUGGACUGGUUAUAAGGUAUCAAAGUUUUUAAAACCUCUUAAUCAUGCUGAUCCUAUAGAUUAAAGUCAUUUCAAUGAGUCACCAGAGGUGUUACCCCUCCCCCACAUGUUGCUGUGCAACAGGUGACUACUACAUAUUUGGUAGUGUUGAAAUUUUCCCAGUUGUGUAAAACCGUGUGAGUCAUGGUGUGGGAGUCAAAGAAUCCCACUAAGCUAAGUUAAGCUGUUAAAGGUCCUUCAGGGGACGGCUGUUGCUAAUUAGCCAUGGCUAUAAACAAAUGAACAAACAAAUUCAGACAUCAGAUUGUUUUGAUCUGUAUUUCUUGUGUUGGUCCCUUCCAAAUUAACGGUAAAAUAAAAUAAAUUAGCUUGUUCAGCUACAGUUAGCAUGUCAUCAGCAGGGUGGCUAGCCAAGCAGAUAGUCUGUUUAAUUGACCAACUAACAUCGGCUUGUUAUACUUCGUUAUGCUUUAAAGAGUAGAAAAACUAAAAGGGACAAUAAUCUUCUAAAAAAAGGCGGGGAGGUUUAUUUGAAAACAAAGUUUUCCACAUUAUUCAAACUUUCUGCUUUAGUCUACGUAGCAAAAUAAAAAAAAUAAUGAAUAUAAGCAAUAGAUAACAUUAUUAUACCUGUUGCAAAUGAAACCAGCUGAACAAUGUUACACAUCUUUGUUUUGAAUUCUUGUGUUAAUGUCGUAAAAUCACACUAUUUAAAUUGGAGAUUAUCAGUCUGUCCAAAAUCAAUCGCCAAGGAUUACUUGGGGACAGCUUUUGGUUGGACGGAACAUUUCAGAAAACUAUGCUUUAAAACUCUUCAUUGGACAAAUGAUGCAGACAUGCAUAUGUUACAGAUACACACAUAAGUUACUAACAUACAGAUGUUAGUCUUUAUAAAACACGUUUUUUAAAUAUACUGGGCCAAGAUUUUCUAGUUUGUUGCUGUUUGUGUUUUUAGAGCAGGUGGUCGGCCAUGCGGUAUUUAUUUGGUCAUGUGAUGGUGAUAGGGAUGCAGCGCAGGAUUGUAGGAUGUUUAAUAGAAGUGAAGCAAUUUCAGUGAUGUGGUUAGUUUUUCGUAGUUUUGAAACUGUGGGUGAGUUAAUGCAUUUUUAAAAUUGAGUAAUGUUUCUAGUUUUAUAAUCCUGGUUUUACAAUGUUCCUGAAGUUUAUUUUAAGGUGAUAUUUUUCUCAACGCCAACACUUUUCUUUUUUUCUUAGAGUCCAAUAUGUCACAAUCCUAUAUUUUACAAUGUCAAGUCCUUUGAUUUUCUAAUAAAUAUUGUUAGAGGUGGUAAACUAUUUAAACGGUGACACAAACAUAUGGUUGACUCUAUUAUUCCAAGUUUACUGCAAUUUAUUUCCCUACAGCCGGAUUCACAAAAAGACUCACACAUGUAAACACGCCACCUUUAGAGAUAUAACCAGUAAUGCCGCUAAGUUUGAGUCUCGGUUCUAGUCUUUUUGCAGAUCUAAGUUGAUCUUGGGUCUUCUUUAAAUACAAACAUACAGAUAAUAGACUGGUAUAUAUAUUUUCAUCUAGCGAGUUUCAGAGUUUAAACAAAGUAUCUGAGUUGAUCCUUUGAGAGCUAAAACUCUGUACUGAGGUUGAUUUCAGUGAAGAAAAAUGGUUUGUUUUUUCAGCUAAAAAUGAAGAAAACACUUCUACACAAAACAAAAUGCUCUUUAGUUUGACAGAAGGGUUACAUGAAGGUGUUUAUCUAAAAUGGCAAUAUACCCUCAGUGUAGUUUGCACUUUAAUCUUGUAUUUGUUUGGUUUUCUCUUUUGUGACUGUAAACACUAAAACUAUGGUUUAUAUUCCAUCUAUGAAUGAAAAGUAAUUUAUUUUGUUAACUGUGUGAAUUAAGAUUUUCUACAGCAUGUUGUUUGUGUUGAUGCCACAUACUUGGUGCUCUUCGUGUUAAUAAAAAUGCAAAAGUA